AGGAAGAUCUAUUAAGAUACUAAGUUGAUUUUUUAGUAGUAGUAGUAGUAGUAGUAGUAGUAGUAUUUUGUUCAUUUUUUAACGGUUGUCGCUCAAGGCACUUGAUUGUCGAUGAAACUCAUACGUUAUCGACGAAAGCGGUGUUGGUAUCGAUCAACUUGAAUCGAAUUAUUUUGUUUACAUUCGCCAGCGGUUUGUUGUUGGUUUUGGAGCAACGAAAAGAGUGUGAAAUGCGUUUUUAGAACCUCGUCCGAUUAAUUGAAUGGUUUAGUAUGUUUCUGGUAGUGGAAAUAGUCAAUGAUAAGGGCGAAAAGGAGUGGAAGGUAGCACCCAAACAAUGGGUGUGCACAACGAAGAACUCCCGGCGAACGGUUCUGUUGUGGCCACAUGAAAUGGGAUCUGAACGGCAAAAGCAGCUAGCAAGAGAUGGAUCAACAAAACCAGCGAAAAACUGGAGUCGGAAGGAAUGUGUCAUACUACAAGAAAGUUUUACUGACGAUGAGGCUGAUGCUGCAUUGAAAGAACUAUUGGCACAACGUUCAACAUCGAGUGCUACAAUGUCGCUGCUCGGCGGGUCACCGGCAACGGAAGGAGACCGAAAGGAAGAACACUCGGAGGAUCAUCUGUUAACAUACGAUCCUGAAAAUGAAGAACAAGUUUCAACCAUUCCAGUUGAGUUAUCAUCAUAUAAAUCAUGGAUCGCGCUGCAGGAUCCAGAUGUUGGCAUGCUUGCAGCUAUUAAAACAGAACUGAACACUCUGCUUAUGAAAAACGAUCGCAUCGAAUCACAAAAUGCUAGAAUAGAGAAACAAAAUGCUGAAAUAGAACUACAGAACAUCCGUAUCGAGACGGAUAACUCCAAUAUGUUGAGAAAACUAAACCUAUUAGAAAAAAGGCUUAACAAACUUGAUUCAAAACAAUUGAAAAAUGCGAAGAAUGUUGGGGAACGAUCUACGUUUACACUUCAUCCUAUCGAAACCCAGGAUCAGCUGAAGGAAUUAGAGAAGAAGUUAAGCGAUAGGGCUUUCCGUGCUAAAAUGGUUGCAUGGCUGAUGUUAAAUGUUGAUGGAAACCGCGCACAGAAAAGAAUGUCGAACUGCUUAAAACUGCUAUUUUCCCGCGAGCUGCUUGCUGACUGUACUUGGGGUCGUAUACAUCUGAAUGGAAUACAAACAGCAGCUAUGCGAGAACAACGGAACAUAGUGAAUCUGUUCAAGGCAAUAGGAACAACGCGGAAGGAAAGAAUCGAUGACAAGAAGAUUGCUUUGUUCUUCAGCCGAAAGUUGAAAAACGUUAGACAGCGAUUGCAUUCUGAUGAUAUAAAUGAGGCACACAAUCAGCAAAUCCUGGACCAACAUAUGGACCCUUAUCAUGACGAUUCAUCUAAUGAUGAACCACUUGCCUAUGCGGAAUCGAUGGAGGACGAAUCGGACACAUUAUUUGAAGUAGAAAUUUUAAAGUAACACAGAUAUGGUAGUUUCAUGAUAAGUGUAUUAAACAUUAUGUGUGUGAGCCAGGGGGGCUAAGGAAAUGCGUUACAUAAAUUGUACGGCACAAUCUU
Molecule: messenger RNA, 1561 nt
Organism: Anopheles aquasalis
Lineage: Eukaryota; Metazoa; Arthropoda; Insecta; Diptera; Culicidae
Source: RefSeq, a predicted model, not a curated record